This is a messenger RNA of Aspergillus calidoustus, 3983 nucleotides long. The record is from the annotation of a GenBank genome assembly. Lineage: Eukaryota; Fungi; Ascomycota; Eurotiomycetes; Eurotiales; Aspergillaceae.
GAAGCUAUUUAUUCGCGUUUUAUCAGCAUGCAAUCGCGUUCUGCGAUGGUGUCAUUCCGGCUUGGCGUGUUGACCCACAUGAUAGGUUCAAGGAUCCAGGUUUGAUUUGGCUGAGAGUAUAUAAAUGAAGGACAUGGGUCUGAGUAGCCUGAGAAAAGCCGCACUGUACGAUCGCUAUGGCUAUAUCUCCCGACAUCAACAUAUCGAUUGACCGGGGUGGGACUUUCUGCGAUGUGCUCGUGCAAGUCACUAGCCAGCCAGAUCGCGUCUUUAAGCUCUUAUCUGAAGAUCCAGCAAACUACCGUGAUGCGCCCACGGAGGCUAUCCGACGUGCGUUGGAGGCCAUUGAAGGUCGUUCUUUCCCAAAAGGCAGAAAACUUGACGCUUCCCGAAUCGCUUCUUGCCGUAUCGGCACUACCAUAGCGACAAAUGCGCUGCUGCAAGGCAGAGGAGAGAAAUUCGCUUUCUUGGCGACAAAAGGGUUCAAAGAUGUGUGUCGAAUCGGUGACCAGACCAGACCGAAACUUUUCGAGCUCAAGGUUCGCAAGGCGCAGCCGCUGCAUGAGAAGGUCGUUGAAGUCGAUGAGCGGGUGACAGUUGAAGAUUACGAUCUCAAUCCGGCUCCUCUCGACAAGACAGCGCAAAUUGUAGACCCGAACUUGGUUCGAACAAAAAGUGGUGAAAUCGUCCGUAUUCUCAAGCCAUUGGAUGUUGCAGCCGUGCGAGAGUCGCUUCUCGAACUGAAAUCAGAAGGAUACACGUCUAUUGCAAUUGCCUUGAUGCACUCAUAUCUGUUUCCUGAUCAUGAGCAACAGGUGGCUGGGAUCGCACGCGAAAUCGGCUUUCGCUACGUGACUACUUCGUCUGAGGUCUGCCCCGUUAUCAAGUACCUCGACCGCAGCAACUCCGUCUGCUCGGAGGCGUUCCUAUAUCCAAUUGUACAGCAGUACAUUGCCGAUUUUGAAGCUGGUUUCUCUACUCUCCCGCAGAGAGUUGAUUUCAUGUGCUCCGAUGGAGGAUUAAGGUCAGCCGCGAAGUUUAGAGGAAACGAAGCACUUCUUAGCGGACCAGCCGGUGGCGCCGUCGGUAUCGCGAAAACGUGCUUCGAUGAUGAAGACGGCACACCGGUGAUUGGGUUCGAUAUGGGCGGUACCAGCACAGAUGUCUCACGGCACGACGGCACCUACGACUAUCUGAGCCAAACGCUCAUUGCAGGACGGAUUAUCACCAUUCCCAUGUUGAACAUUGCCACGGUCGCUGCCGGAGGUGGCUCGAUCUUGGCUGCUCGGAAUGGCCUGUUUGUGGUAGGACCGGAGAGCGCGGGCUCGCACCCAGGACCGGCCUGCUAUCGAAAAGGCGGGCCUUUGACCGUAACCGAUGCGAACCUCCUUCUAGGAAGAUUACUACUCUCUUCAUUUCCCUCAAUCUUCGGACCGAACGCGGACCAGCCGCUUGAUUAUGAAGUCACUGCAGAGAAAUUCAAGAGAAUCACGGAGGAAAUCAAUUCGCAGACUGGCCAGACUCUGACGACCGAGGAGGUUGCUUUGGGAUUCAUUGAUGUGGCCAACGAGACCAUGAGUCGUCCGAUCCGGAAUGCCACCGAGGCACGAGGCUUCCAUCCAGAACGGCAUAACCUUGUCAGCUUUGGUGGUGCAGGAGGCCAGCACGCAUGCUCGAUUGCUCAUCGGCUAGGGAUAAAGCGCAUUUUGAUUCACAAAUACUCGUCUAUUCUUUCCGCCGUAGGAAUCUCAAAAACCGAGCUCCAGUCGGAAUCGGUUGAACCAUACGUUGGCGCCUUUGAGAUGUCGGCGCUCGCUAGUAUCAACUCUCGGUUAGCUGCAUUGAAGGAAAGAGUCAAGGCAAACUUACUAGACCAAGGGGCAACUGUCGAAUCCAUACGUUUCGAAGAGUCACUGAGCUUGAGGUAUCAAGGCACUGACACCAACCUGGUUAUAGCGAAAUCUCCAGGCGAGAACUACGGAGAAGCCUUUCGCACGACACACAAGCGCGAGUUCGCGUUUACCCUGGAGCGACCCGUGAUUGUAGACUUGCUUAAAGUCCGUGGUACAGGCGCUACGAGUGCUCUAGGCGCAGUUGCCUGCUCACCCUUCCCUGCUCUGCAGCAGCUCAAACUGAACCCUCAGAGUGCUGCUCCUCAGUCACAGUCCAAAGUUUUUGUCGAAUCCACCUGGAAAGAAGUCCCGGUAUAUAACUUGGAAUCUUUAUCAUCUGCGGUAAUUGAUGGCCCGGCCCUAAUCAUCGACGCCACCCAGACCAUCUUCGUCGAGCCACAAUGGCAGGCGUACAUUCUUCCUGAGCACAUGGUCCUCGAAAGGCGUGAGGCUAAACAGAUCUUGUCGUCUGAUCUCGCAACGCAGGAACUUAGUCCAAUCCAACUGUCAAUCUUCUCGCACCGCUUCAUGUCCAUUGCUGAACAAAUGGGCAAUACUCUGCAACGCACAUCCAUCUCCACUAGUAUCAAGGAGCGCCUCGACUUUUCCUGCGCGAUCUUCUCACCAGAUGGCAAGCUCGUAGCAAAUGCUCCACACAUUCCCAUUCAUCUCGGAAGCAUGCAGUUUGCCAUUCAGUAUCAGCACCGACUGUGGGAGGGCAAACUCCGCCCAGGAGAUGUGCUGCUCACCAACCAUCCUGAAUGCGGUGGUACUCACCUUCCCGACCUGACUAUUAUCAGCCCUGUUUUUACACACGACGGCAAGACCCUCGCAUUCUAUGUGGCCGCUCGUGGUCACCAUACCGACAUUGGCGGAAAAGGCAUCUCGGCAAUGAUGCCAGACUCGAAGGAGCUUUGGGAGGAGGGACUGAAUGUAAGAUCUAUGAAGAUCGUCUCAGAUGGAGUCUUCUUAGAAUCGGAUGUUCGCGAUGCCUUCCUCGUUGCCGGAAACCUUCCAGGUUGUAGCCCGACGCGCCGUCUGAACGACAAUAUCUCUGACAUCAAAGCGCAAAUCUCAUCAAACCAGCGGGGAAUUCUCCUCUUGCAAAACCUGUGCGAGGAGUUCUCACUCCCAAUCGUCCAUCGCCAUAUGCUUGGCAUCCAGUCAAAUGCUGAGAUCGCUGUGAGAGAAUUCUUCAAGAAGAUCAGCGCGACCAACCCGGAGCCCCUAACUGCAUUCGACUACUUUGAUGACGGUACUCGGAUCCAGGUCACCAUCACCAUUGACCCGAAAACAGGCAGUGCAGUGUGGGAUUUCGCUGGUACCGGGCCGCAAACAUGGAGCAAUUACAACUGUCCGAUUUCCGUCACCCACUCCGCAGUAAUAUACACCACACGCUGCCUGAUUGACAUGGAUAUUCCACUCAACGACGGUUGUCUCGCUCCAAUUGACAUUCGCGUUCCCAAGGGUUCUGUGUUGAAUCCCACUGCUGCUGUUGCCAUCUGCGGGAGCACGCUGGCUAGUCAGCGUAUCAUUGAUACCAUCCUCCGCGCCUUUGGCGUUUGUGCCGCUUUUUCGGGCUGCGCAAAUAGUUUCGGUUGGGGUCUCGGAGGUAAGGAUCCAGCAACAGGCUUAAUCAAACCUGGCUGGAACUACGGCGAAACCGUAGGUGGAGGUUGUGGAGCUGGUCCCACCUGGGACGGAGAGAGUGCCAUACAAUGCCACUCUACGAACACGAAGAUCACAGAUGCGGAGGUUGUUGAGAAGAGGACGCCCGUCAUAGUUCGACAACAUUCUGUCCGAUAUGGGAGUGGAGGCGCAGGAAAAUUCCGCGGCGGUGAUGGAGCGACCCGGCUGAUUGAGGCAAGGAUCCCAAUGCGGUUCAGUAUCUUGAGUGAUAGGAGGGUAUAUGCACCUUAUGGACAGGAGGGAGGAGAGGACGGAAGUGUAGGGAAAAAUUAUGUAUAUCGGUGGAAUGAGGACAAGACCGGGCAUGAGCAGAUCUCGCUGGGAGGGAAGGCCGAGCUGAGGCUAGACGCCGGAGAAUUGAUGGAGGUGAACAGUCCAGGAGGUGGAGGCUGGGGGCGCUGA